CCUCAAGGCGCUGGGUAUAAAUAUCGAAAAGAGUUUAGGGUUUCAGGUCCUCUUAGUCGCCGUCUAAGUUGCUGCUGCUGCUGUUUGUCUUACGAUCUUGCAAAAUGACGAAGAGGACAAAGAAGGCUGGCAUCGUUGGAAAGUACGGUACCCGUUAUGGUGCUAGUUUGAGAAAGCAGAUCAAGAAAAUGGAAGUUAGCCAACACAGCAAAUUCUUUUGUGAGUUCUGUGGCAAGUAUGCAGUCAAGAGAAAGGCUGUUGGAAUUUGGGGCUGCAAGGAUUGCGGCAAAGUCAAAGCAGGCGGUGCAUACACCUUGAAUACCGCAAGUGCUGUGACGGUGAGGAGCACAAUCCGUCGGCUGAGGGAGCAGACCGAGAGUUAAAUGUGUCGUCAGUUUGUCUUCGAACUUAAAGUGUCUCGAAUGAUUAUCACAUUUUCAUGUCAAAGUUCCCAUUUUACCCUUUUAAACCUUUUUGAUCAUGUCAGACCGUUCAUUUCGUUGAAUCAUUCAAGAGUUAUCUAAAAACCAGUGGCAAUUUAUUUGGAAAUUUAUGGCUGUUUAAAUGCCUUCAUCUGUAUUCCUGUAGCCAACUUGCUUUGAUUUCACUUGAGAUAUAAAAUGCUCCCAACCGGUA
This is a messenger RNA of Helianthus annuus (common sunflower), 636 nucleotides long. RefSeq names its product 60S ribosomal protein L37a. Bases 105 to 383 code for a protein of 92 amino acids. The record is from RefSeq and is a predicted model, not a curated record. The transcript is spliced from 5 exons. Gene Ontology annotation, molecular function: structural constituent of ribosome. Gene Ontology annotation, biological process: translation. Lineage: Eukaryota; Viridiplantae; Streptophyta; Magnoliopsida; Asterales; Asteraceae. Gene Ontology annotation, cellular component: ribosome.